Molecule: messenger RNA, 902 nt
Organism: Phoenix dactylifera (date palm)
Lineage: Eukaryota; Viridiplantae; Streptophyta; Magnoliopsida; Arecales; Arecaceae
Product: non-classical arabinogalactan protein 30-like
Cellular component (GO): cell periphery
Source: RefSeq, a predicted model, not a curated record
UCUUUUGCUUGGCUUUGCUUUGUAGUAGAAGAGUACUCUGAGGUGCCGUCAGGGUAACAAGGAAGAUGGUUGGCUAUAAGAGCUUCGUAGCACGUCUGAUAUUUGCAGUGAUCUUUCUAGCCUCUCUCUCUUUGCCAACCAAUGGCUCUGUUGACCCCAGCAGCAGGCUACGCCAGCUCCCCGGGAUGCUACCUAAGUACUGCGGUGUCGCAGUAGAGGGUGUUAUCUACUGCAAGUGCCAGCUCCCAGGCUAUCUCGAGUCUCUGAAAGCUUCACCUCUCCCUGGUGCGGUGGCCAAGUUGCUGUGCUACGAUGGCAAGCAGAGGGUAUUGAUGAGGGGAAUUACGGAUGUUAGAGGAUAUUUUCUGAUCCGAACGACCAAGGUCUCGAGCUCUAUGAUCCCUGCAUGCAGGCUUUUCUUGGCGAAGUCGCCGUUGCCGGGCUGCGAUGUGCCAGGACAAGGCAAAUGGAGGGGAUUUCCUCUCAAAUUCGAGAGAAACAUUUCGAUGGGGUCCGCUCAACGAGCCCUCUACACCGCAGGCUUCUUCAAGGUGGGCCCGGCUAGAGCUGCCUCGUGUCCCCACCACCCUUGAUGUCCAAGGGGGGGCUCCAAGCCUUUUGAGAUGCGGCGUCCCACAGCCUAGUAUGUGAAUUAAGAGAGUUUUUAGCGUCAUUGCAGUUCUUCUUCGUAUGUGCUAUGAACAUUUUAGUCCAAGUGGCUGCUGCAUUGUUAUAAUUAAGGACUAACAGCUCAGUUACCCUUAAUCAACCUUUCUCUUGUUAAGUUUCCAAUAUGUUCCUAGGGUUCUGAUUACCGUGCUGAUGUUUUGAUUAAUUUAAACAUUUUGUUGAGAGUUUCUAGCGUGAGCCAAAAGAAUGGAAUAUGGAGCAAACAGCUGAUU